This is a messenger RNA of Lycium barbarum (goji berry), 906 nucleotides long. RefSeq lists its product as uncharacterized. Bases 1 to 906 code for a protein of 301 amino acids. NCBI's taxonomy places the organism in Eukaryota, Viridiplantae, Streptophyta, Magnoliopsida, Solanales, Solanaceae. The transcript is spliced from 2 exons. The record is from RefSeq and is a predicted model, not a curated record.
AUGGGAAAUAACACUGAAAUUACUCCAACUGCAACUGCAGUAGCCACUGAAGCAGUCAACUCUUCACACCCAUACUUCAUUUCUCCUUUAGAUACUCCAGGAAUGCAGCUGGUAAAUUCACCUUUUGAUGGCGAGAGCUUUGCUGGAUGGAAACGUGGCAUAUUGAUAGCUUUUGCAGCUAAAAACAAGCUGAUUUUAUUGAUGGGAAUUUCUGAGAGUGUGAUAUACUUCACCACUGCUAAAGAUAUGUGGAGUGACUUGGAGGCCAGAUUUGGCCAGAGCAGUGGAGCAAAGUUGUUCCAACUCCAAAAGGAGCUAAGUGAUUUGACACAGGGUUCAAGUGACAUAGCUACUUACUACACAAGGAUAAAAAGGCUCUGGGAUGAACUUGAUAGCCUAGAUUCAUCCAUCACUUGCAGCUGUGUGUGUACCUGUGAAGCAAAAGGGAAAAUGGUAAAGGCCAAGCAAGAUGAGAAGCUAGUUAAGUUCCUCAUGGGACUUAAUGACAUUUAUUGUGGUGCUAGAGGUAAUAUUUUGAUGAUCUCUCCUCUUCCCUCUGUUGCUAAUGCCUAUGCACUUCUAAUGCAAGAGGAAAAACAAAGGGAGAUGCAUGUUACACCAAAGUUUUCAGGUGAAUCAUCAUCAUUCAUUGUUGUUGGACAAGGUUCUCAGAGACUUUAUUUCAAUGAGGGGAAGGUUACUAAAGGAAAUUUUGUCAACAAAAAGUCAACACUUGUAUGCAGAUACUGCAAAAAGACUAGACACACCAUUGAAAAAUGCUACAAGAUCAAGGGUUUCCCAUCUAACUUCAAAUUUACCAAAGGAAGAAAUAAUCCUAGUCCUGUCAAUGGAAAUGCAGCAAUGAAGAAUGAGGGAAAUACUGAGCAGUUCUUCUAUAAAAAAUGA